This is a messenger RNA of Aegilops tauschii subsp. strangulata, 969 nucleotides long. The record is from RefSeq and is a predicted model, not a curated record. Lineage: Eukaryota; Viridiplantae; Streptophyta; Magnoliopsida; Poales; Poaceae.
AUGAAGCAGCAGGAGACCCUUCAGAUGAUGAGGGAGGAUGUCGGGGCUCGGGGGAGGCAUCUGGCGGAUCACAAAGCAUCUUUGGAUGCCAGGGAGCAAGAGAUCUCCCUUUGGGAGGAGAAUCUUGAAGCCACCCUCCGCGCCAAGGACAAGAGUUUGGAGACCUUGGUGCAGCAACGCACCAAAGAACUAAAGGAUGAGCAUGGGGCUGCUUUGGACACCCUCUCUACUGAUCAUGCUGCCCAACUAAAGAAGCUUGUUGACGAUCUGGAUGCUGCAUCCUCUGCCAAAGCUGAGCUUGAGCGGGAGGUGGCCAAACUGAAUGAAGACCUUGCCGGGAGAGCCAAGGAGGUGGAGGCACUUAGAGAAGAGGCCCGGCAAGCAGAGCUCCACCUGGCUGAUGUACAAUCGCAGCUCUCCUCCAAGACUCAAAGCCUUGAAGCCGCCAACAGAACCAAUUCUGAUAUGAAGGCAAGGAUUGGCUCGCUGCAGCAGUCGGCAAAGUCCCUCGAAUCCCGGCAGCAGCUGCUAUCUAAGGAGUUGGAAAACGCCAAGCAUCUACGGCAAGAUGCAGAGGACAAACUGAAGAACCGGGUCGACAUGAGCGACCUCUGGAUCAAGAUCAUGAUUGAUGUUGCUGAACGUCUCGGGGCCCAAGCUAUGGCGAUGGGCAUGGAUGGCCCAGUCUACUCAGCCAACGAGUAUGAGGUCCCGAGCGUCAAGCUGGGGUUCUUCUUCGACGAGUUCGUCGACAAGCUGAAGGUCCACGAAGAGGGGAGGGCCAAGAGUUUCGCGACCGAAUCGCGGAGGCUCACUCACAACGCCCUCUUCAUGGUCUUGAGCAACAUCGCCUGUCGUUGCCCAGAGCUCGAUCUUGACGACGGCUUCAGGAAGCCGCCAGUGGGUGCUGACAUUGCUGCCGCUGAGGAGAAGGCUGCUCCCCGCGCUGACAGGGUUCUCCUUGUUUAA